AAAAUAUGUAGAAGAAGGCGUAUACAGUGUGUAAGUAAGAACGACGUCGUUAAGUUCUUCCCCUUCCUUGUCUUUGAGACAGUUGUGCACCAAGGAACAGAACAAAAGGCAAAGCACCAGCAGGCAGCAAGCAGUGUGAAACCAAAAAAAAAGCAUUUGGUGUCGUGUCUGAAAUGCUUCUCUCUCUCAUUCGCUCCCUUCAACCGCCACCUGCUCAAUGUAAAGACACACAUAUAUAUGUGCAUUUAUUUAUACACAGAGAGAAAGAUAGAGUGCAAAUCUCUUUUUUCUUUUAAAUUUUCAGGAGAAGAAGGAGGAAAAGGAGCAAAGAGAAUUCAAACCUAUGAAGAAGAAGUCGUCGGCGGCGAUGGCUAUGGCGGCGACCGCCGGAAUGUCUGUCAGAAACGUGUUGUGGUUGUGGUGGAAGUUGUUGGUUCUGGUUUCUCUUACUAUUUGUGUGUUGGCUUUUCUCAAGCUUCAAAACUACUCUCUGUCCGAUUCGGAACUUUCCUCUUCUACUUCUUCAAUUUCCAGUAGAUCUCGAGCUGUUUAUUAUACUGGCAAUCCCAAAGUUGCGUUCCUCUUUCUAGUGCGCAGGAAUUUGCCUCUCGAUUUCCUUUGGGGAAAUUUCUUUGAGAAUGCUGACCCUGGCAAUUUUUCCAUAUAUGUACAUUCGGAGCCUGGUUUUGUUUUUGAUGAGUCUACAACAAGAUCAACUUUCUUUUAUAAUCGCCAAUUGACAAAUAGCAUCAAAGUAGCUUGGGGAGAAUCAAGUAUGAUCCAAGCAGAGAAAUUAUUACUUGGCGCGGCACUUGAUGAUCCAGCAAAUCAAAGAUUUGUUCUCUUGUCGGACAGCUGUGUCCCACUGUACAACUUUAGCUUCAUAUACAACUACUUGAUGGCUUCUCCAAGGAGCUUUGUGGACAGUUUUCUUGAUAAAAAGGAUGUCCGCUACAACCCAAGGAUGUCACCCUAUAUACCAAUGAGCAAAUGGCGGAAAGGGUCACAGAGACGUCCACCGCUGGAAGCCAGUAAGGGAAAAAAUAAUAUUAAACUUCAGAAGCAGCACAACUGCAUUCCAGAUGAACACUAUGUGCAGACAUUGUUGGCGAUACAUGGGUUUGAAGGAGAACUUGAACGUAGAACGAUAACCUAUACAGAGUGGAAUGAAUCUGUGACAAAUAUGGAGAAAAAGGGUUGGCAUCCCAUAACAUUUAGCUAUGCAGAUGCUGGGCCUGUACAGAUCAAGAGAAUAAAGGAUAUCCGCAAUGUUUACUAUGAAAGCGAGUACAGGACAGAGUGGUGUCGGAAUAAUUCUACGCUGGCCCCCUGUUUUCUGAUUGCAAGGAAAUUCUCAGGAGGGGCUGCAAUGCGCCUCUUGAGUGAAGGAAUAGUUUCUCCAUUCGACGCCUCCUCUAUAAUGAAUUUGACACCAUGAUAUAUUAAUCAGUCUCUUUUUAUUAGUUUUUAUUUGUCAUAUACUUCGAUGAGAGGAUAAGUUGCCAAUUAUAACUUGAGUGUGUCACAACACCUCACUGAUUUAGGAAAUAUACACAAGGAAGCUGAUAAAAGUAUGGCUCAUGUAACACAGUACUGUAGAUAUUUUAAAAGAAUCACAUAACACUCUUGUGAUUAUCUGUCUUAAAAUGUUAGGAAUUUUUUUUAAUUUCCUUUUUUUUGGGUUCAUAGUGCAUUAUAUUUGGAAUUUGAGAAAA
Solanum pennellii is the source of this 1715-nucleotide messenger RNA. RefSeq names its product glycosyltransferase BC10. The coding region runs from base 344 to 1438 and encodes 364 amino acids. The transcript has 9 exons. Gene Ontology annotation, molecular function: glycosyltransferase activity. The record is from RefSeq and is a predicted model, not a curated record. Lineage: Eukaryota; Viridiplantae; Streptophyta; Magnoliopsida; Solanales; Solanaceae. Gene Ontology annotation, cellular component: membrane.